GGCGGAGCCGAGUCCAGAAGGGACGCGCCACACCAGCACUCCGCAGACCCCGACUCCCAGGCUCCGCCUCCGCGCCAUGGCCGCGCCGGGACCCCGCGCCUUACGGGCUGCGCUCUGUGGCGGCUGCUGCUGCCUCCUCCUGUGUGCCCAGCUCGCUGUGGCUGGUAAAGGAGCUCGAGGCUUUGGGCGGGGAGCCCUGCUCCGCAUGAACAUCUGGCCAGCUGUCCGAGGGGCCUGCAAACAGCUGAAGCUCUGUGAGCAUUGUGUGGAGGGGAGCAGAGCACACAACCUCUCUGGCUGCGUGUGGGAGCAGUGUCAGCUGGAGGAGCCAGGACACUGUGUGGCCCAAGGUGAGGUGGUCAAGGAAGGUUGCUCUGUCUACAACAGCUCAGAGUCAUGUCCAGCUGUGCAUCACCACCCCACUUAUGAACCGAAGACCAUCACAACAGAGAGCCCCUCGGUCCCUGAGGCCCACGGCCCUGGCUUUGAUGGGGCCAGCUUCAUUGGCGGUGUCGUGCUGGUGCUGAGCCUGCAGACAGUGGCCUUCUUUGUCUUGCGCUUCCUCAAGGCCAAGGACAGCACCUACCAGACACUGGAGGAGAACCAGUAGGUGACAGCACAGGCAGCCUUCGGCCUGCAGCUCUGUGGCCACGGGCAGGAGCCUGGGCCAUGUGUGCGGUUUGGUUUUCCUCCGAGAAGGGGAGCUGCUCUGAGGCCCCCGUGUGCUGUGGCCCCAUGUGUGCUGUGGGGCGGAUCGCUGCAGCCUCCAUUAAAGUGUUUGCUCUUUUGACCACCGCCUGCUCUCUGAGGGUGGGCGUCCUUGGCCUGGCUGAGGUGGGACCACUGCCCUGAGUGCCCUCUCUGUCUGGCCUCUGCAGAAUCUGACCCCCUUCAGGCCUGGAUUCCACACUCAGGGGAAAAAGGAUGAAGAGGCUGCCCUCUUGACUCGCUUGUGGGCACUAGGGGUGGGAGAAACUUUGGUCACCAAAUUCUGGCCCCUGUGGGCACCGAGCAGGCUCGGUGCCCAGUACCUGACAUCCCCUCCUGUCUGGGCCUGGUACCUGCAGAUGAGAGCAUCCUUCAACCACCUCCUGUCUCAUCCAUCAUCCCUGCGGGGCCCCCUGCCUGGUACUAGGUCUGGAGCCUGCCUCCUCCCAUCAACCUGGCCUGGACACUGCCCCCAAAUAAAGGA
Physeter macrocephalus (sperm whale) is the source of this 1192-nucleotide messenger RNA. RefSeq names its product CD164 molecule like 2 (gene CD164L2). Lineage: Eukaryota; Metazoa; Chordata; Mammalia; Artiodactyla; Physeteridae. Bases 77 to 610 code for a protein of 177 amino acids. The transcript has 6 exons. Gene Ontology annotation, cellular component: cytoplasmic vesicle. The record is from RefSeq and is a predicted model, not a curated record.